Cucurbitaria berberidis CBS 394.84 is the source of this 1995-nucleotide messenger RNA. RefSeq lists its product as uncharacterized. Lineage: Eukaryota; Fungi; Ascomycota; Dothideomycetes; Pleosporales; Cucurbitariaceae. The coding region runs from base 377 to 1591 and encodes 404 amino acids. The record is from RefSeq and is a predicted model, not a curated record. The transcript has 2 exons.
CAACUUCCCGUUGCAGAGCGCGUGUGUUUGAUGGUAUUGGACACGUUGUUGGCCAGCGGCGAGAUCUUCACUGCAGUCAGCAGAGAAUGACAGCCUCGCUUUGUUUUGCCAGACCGCCUCCGCCAUGUAACCGGCCCGCUGGGCGGGGCUAAACAUAGGGGGGUGUGCGAUGGUCUGGGAUGGAUCUACCCGCAAGCCUUGCAAACGUCGGCCUUGUAUGUAAAGGUGGGCCACUCCUGACACCUCCAAGCCUUUUUACUUUCCUGCGACGUUCAGCACCUGAAAUUCAGUGCCGAGGAAGAUAUUCGCUCCAGAGGCCGUUUUUGAUGUACUAGUCAAUUGCCGAAUUCGACAUUUGAGGAGAUGGAAUCAUGACAUGGCGCCUCUUACCGAUAUCGACUUGCUAGCCCUGCGCAAGCGCUUCCCGACCCCCAUACCUGAGCUAUCAACACGUACUUCGCCGCCAACGAGAGCGAGCCUGUCGACCGAAGGAGGAUUCCUGGAAGCAUGGGCCCAAGGCUACAAUGUGGGGAGUUUGAUCAUCCUGAUCUUGAUCGUCUUCUGCAAUUAUCGGUCUGGAAUAUGGCUCCAUAAGCUCAUCCUCCUUGAGCUUGUGCUCGCCCUUUGGCACGGCACAUUCAUCUUCGUCAAAGACCCGGACUACGGUUGGUAUCUCUCCGCCACCGCAGCUUUGCUCUUCAUAUCCUAUUUUCUCCACAACGUCGUCUCGUGGAUCAAGAUCCGGCCCUUCCUCCCUCGCUGGGGUUCCCGCCUCUUCAUCAUCUCGUUGCUCUGCGUCCAGCCCUUCUGGGUCGUCGAGGCCUGGUCCAACUUUGCCUACUUCAAUUCGCUCGGAUCCGAAGCUAACGUGAAGAUAAGGCCUUGGGAGGCCUUACUCCGUGAUCCGUGGUGGAUAUUCACCACUUGGGAGCUUAUCAAUGCGAUCAAGAAGACAUAUGCAUUCAAGAUUUGGGAUCUCGUCAGGAUCAACACGCGAUUCGGUAUCAUGCUCCUCUGCAUGAUCAUCUCAAUCGCUUUUCUGCUCGUAGACGUCGUAGUCAGCGCAGCAAAACUUUCGGCGAACAGUGGCAUCAAUCCUUACUGGCGCUUUGCGCUCGUCUUCAAGUGCGCGUCCGAUACAAUCUUCCUCGACGACUUCAAGUCCGUCCUUGACGAUAUUGUAGCGCGCAAACUUAGCUCUAAGAACACCGCCGGACGUCACGGGUCGGUAGGAGGGUCUGGCGGCAGUGGCCAAAAGCUAGCACGAUCUGUUUCGCGUGGCGCUGAGCUUAUCGAAUGCACGGCCCUCGAACAACCUACUCUUACACCCGUCCAUACAACUAGCUCUUCGCAAGCGACGGCGCCGAAAUCAAAAUUCGCGCUUCCAUUUUCAAAAGAAAGGAAGAUAUCGACCCCAAAGAUCAAUGUUCAGCAAGACAUGGCCGUUGCGUCGCAUGCGAGGCAACCGAGUCACAAUAGCUGGGAGAGUGACAAUCCGAUAUUGCCCAAGCCAGCGCGUACCGUCCAUGGCAAUAUACACCUGAGAGCGAGCGAGAGUGAACAAGAUUUGAUGAUUAAAAGAAUAGUGUGAAGAGAUGGAGACCGGUGAAGACAUCUGGGAGUACAAUAAAGUGCAGAAGAGGGGAAUAGAAAGGAUGAUAGGCACAAGGAAUCCUGAAGACCAACCCACGCGACAUGGAUUACUGUUGCGACGCUUCAAGGCGUUACGAAGUAUUCUCCAUGUGGAGAGCCUCGGAAGCACAGAACUUGAAGCUGGGCUAGUGCACCGUGGCCAUAUGUGCCCAGCACGUCUACGCUCAGAAGCGCAUUAUGCGGUAGCUAAGCUAUCCAAGCGCAUGUUGAUGCGAAAUGCAGAUACUGGAGGGAGACAUGCGCACAGAAUAUCGCAGUGUUGAAAAGGAAGAGAGGUAGUCAGACAUGACGAAGAGAAGCUUGACGCUUUUAGCCUUACCAUAUACCCCGAACGCGAGUGCG